Lotus japonicus is the source of this 1229-nucleotide messenger RNA. Its product is annotated as 2-alkenal reductase (NADP(+)-dependent)-like. Gene Ontology annotation, molecular function: oxidoreductase activity, acting on the CH-CH group of donors, NAD or NADP as acceptor. The coding region runs from base 215 to 1183 and encodes 322 amino acids. The transcript is spliced from 5 exons. NCBI's taxonomy places the organism in Eukaryota, Viridiplantae, Streptophyta, Magnoliopsida, Fabales, Fabaceae. The record is from RefSeq and is a predicted model, not a curated record.
CACUUCGCGGCGUGUUUUUGUUUUAGCUUCAGCUUCUUCUUCAACUCACAUAACUAGUUUCGCAGUUCACUUCUCAAUUUCAUCUUCACCAUCAUCACUCACUCACUGCAUCGAUCAUCAUCACAAGAUGGCAGCAGCAUCAGCACAAUAAGAAGUGGAGAAUAAGCAGGUGAUAUUGAAAGGCUACAUCGAUGCAAUUCCACAAGAAACUGACAUGGAACUCAAAGUUUCCAAAAUUCACCUCACCCUUCCUCCCUCUGAAUCAGGAUCAGCUAUUCUCGUCAAGAAUCUAUAUCUCUCUUGUGACCCUUACAUGCGUGGUCGCAUGCGUGAUUUCCAUGGAUCUUACAUUCCCCCCUUCGUUCCUUCUCAGGCGCUUGAAGGAUUUGGUGUGUCCAAAGUUAUACUGUCAGAUAAUCCAAGUUUCAAAGCUGGUGAUUUCAUUUCUGGGUUUACUGGCUGGGAGGAAUAUAGCAUCAUCCAUAAGACAGAGCAGUUGAGGAAAAUUGAGCUUGAUGAUCAAAUUCCUCUCUCCUACCAUCUUGGUCUCCUUGGAAUGCCAGGUUUUACUGCUUAUGCAGGAUUUUAUGAAGUCUGCACCCCAAGCAAAGGAGAAUAUGUGUUUGUAUCUGCUGCAUCAGGUGCUGUAGGUCAGCUUGUAGGUCAACUUGCUAAGUUGCAUGGGUGCUAUGUAGUUGGAAGUGCUGGCUCCAAGGAAAAGGUUGACCUUCUAAAGAAUAGGCUUGGAUUUGAUGAAGCUUUUAACUACAAGGAAGAAGCAAACUUGGAUGCAGCUCUAAAAAGGUAUUUUCCGCAAGGCAUCGACAUCAACUUCAACAACGUGGGUGGCGACAUGCUUGAUGCUGCACUCCUUAACAUGAGGAUUCAUGGCAGGGUUGCAGUUUGUGGAAUGGUGUCUCAGAACAGCCUUUCUAAUCCCCAAGGAAUAUACAACUUAUCCAAUCUCAUAAUAAGGCGCAUCAAAAUGCAGGGUUUUCUGCAACAUGAUUACUUGCACUUAUACCCUCAGUUUUUGGAGCUUGAUUCAAGUUAUUACAAGCAAGGAAAGAUUGUAUAUAUUGAAGACAUGAAUGAAGGCUUGGAAAGUGCUCCAGCUGCUUUGGCUGGGCUUUUCCUUGGCAAGAAUGUUGGUAAGCAAGUAAUUCGGGUUGCACAUGAAUGAUUCUUUUGUUUCUUGGAAGAAGCUCACCGAGUGCGUGUUUGGAUGA